AUGGACAAAGAUUGCGACAUGGUAUAUAAGAAUGUUUCUGACAUAUAUAAAUCUGAAGAAUUUAAGACCUACGACAACUUUGUUUCGUUAGUUGCUGAAUGUGUAUGGCAGAUAAGAGAUAAAGAUAGAAGAGGCAAAGUAUGGAACAAACAAAUAAGACCCGCUAUGUUUGAGAUGAAGAGAGCAAUUGACGCUUUAGUUGUUUUAGCUGGUAAGGUUUCAGAAUAUAACGCAAAAAUGAACCCGCAAUGUUCUAAAUGUAAAGCAGCAAUGAGGAGAUAUAACUACUCCGUCAAAGAGAUAGAAAGAAUGAGAAACGACUAUGCAGAUUUAAAGAAAGAAGCAGAAAAACCAGCAGAAAAUAAAAUGGACAUGUUAGAAUUUCUGAACAAAAACUAUCCAACUGCUGACGAUUUCCUUCUAUCUGACGUCAAGAAGAAAUAUAAAGAAACUUUCGGUAUCGUUAAAACAUUCGAUGUACUAAAAGAAGAAAUAGAAGCUACGAAACU
Trichomonas vaginalis G3 is the source of this 509-nucleotide messenger RNA. RefSeq names its product organellar and viral DNA polymerase type B. The record is from RefSeq and is a predicted model, not a curated record. The transcript has a single exon. NCBI's taxonomy places the organism in Eukaryota, Parabasalia, Trichomonadida, Trichomonadidae. The annotation marks the transcript as partial.